CACGUGCUUUCGUCAAUGGCACAAUUGUGCCUGAACUCUGGCCAAGGCCAACCCUUGCAGCGCAGAAGGGCUACAAAAGCCAGAGGAGAGGGCGUGUCGUCGUCAGUCGAAGCUGAUUCCUGCUCCUGCUUCUCCUCCUCUUCACCUUCUCCGGAGAGCCGAUUCAGCCGAAGAGUCACGCUGCCAUUCUUCUUCUGCUUCCUCUGCUUCUUCGUGGCUCCAGCGAUGGAAACUUCGACAGCCUGUCUAGUCUUCGCGACCCUGCUAGCUUCUGCCUGCGUCUGUCAGUCGCAGCCCGGUCUUCCAAAGGCUUGCAAGCCGUCUGACGAAUGCCUUGCUUACGGUGGCUAUUGCAUCAGCAACAGCCAGAAAGGGGACUGCGAUGGCCUCCUGUUUGCGAAGGAAUGCAAAUCAGCUCUAUGCUCCUGCUGUAUAGAAGCUACACUGAAGCGAGAUGAAUGCCAAGAGAUGCCCAAUAUCUGCCCCAGCGCAACCUCAGUGUGCCAAGAUAAAGAUGUAGGCUACGAGUGCGUUUGCAAUGCAGGCUUCAAGACAGUAGUGUGUGGAGAUAUAGAUGAAUGUCAAAGCAAUCCGUGUGUAGCGCCAACCCCCAUUUGCGUCAACACAGACGGAAGUUACAGCUGCGAAGCACUGAUAGGCUGUGAUGUUGGUUGCGAUGCAGGUGGAAAUUAACAAAGUGUCACUAACAUCGGAUGACAGGAAACUGAGAUAAAUGCAAACAAAUCUUUAUAUUCCAUUAUAAAAUAUGU
This is a messenger RNA of Macrobrachium nipponense, 770 nucleotides long. RefSeq names its product adhesion G protein-coupled receptor E2-like. The transcript has 6 exons. The record is from RefSeq and is a predicted model, not a curated record. The coding region runs from base 16 to 693 and encodes 225 amino acids. Gene Ontology annotation, molecular function: calcium ion binding. Lineage: Eukaryota; Metazoa; Arthropoda; Malacostraca; Decapoda; Palaemonidae.